AAUUUUUCGUAUUACGUCUAAGAACAUUACAUCGACUUGAAGACAUCUUGUCGAAUAUAUAUGACGAUUAAAUCGUUAUCCUAGAGUUCAAGUCAGGCGAAAAAUAAACUUUUCAAAUGUAUAUACGUAAUAUAUAUACAUAUAUAUAUAUUGCAACAUUACGAUUUUGAAGGUUACGAAAAAUAUGUGAUUUACGAGACAUCUAGCGGCAAAUUGGGUGAAGUUACCACUAUAUUUGUAAGGUUGUUAACUUGAAGCGUAUGCGACUUCAGCGACAGAUAUGGACAAAAUAUAAACUGUAAGUGAAUAUAACGCUAUCCUCACCUACAGCUCCUAUAGUAUCGGUAUAUAUAAGAUGCGUAGAUAUGUUCUUGCACAUAACCUAACAUUCGAGUUAACGUUCGAAUAGAAAUUUGUAUAUGUAGUAAAAAUAUUAGUACAUUUAACAAAAAUAAGUGAAAAACAUAUGCAGAUUAUAUUUCUUUGAAAAUAAAUUACUUGAAAAAUGUUUGUUAAUUGUACAUAGUUUAUAUUUACACAAUUAAACACGUUUAUAUUAACACAAUUUAACAUUUUAAUCUAUGAUAUAUUUUCCUCCGCUAUCUACAAUAUCUCGUCAUCUUUCUGGUAGCUUUUUUAUUCCAUUGGUGUAAAAAGAUUCUGUUUUUGAAGCAAAAAAACUUUUGAAUUCAUUUUGUAUAUCUUGUUUAGAAUAUACAAUUGGCUUCGGACAGCUCAUGUGGUGCACACUUUCCAAGCUUGCAUACUUUUCCAAUCUUUUUUAAAUGGCGAAAGACUGUCCCAUGAGAUGAAUGCAUCUUUUCUGCGAUCUGAUUCACUGUUAAAUGUGGCUCUGACUCCACAAGAUUUUUAAGAACGUCAUUAUCAAAAUCGAUAGGACAUACUGAACGAGGUUCAUCAUUAAUGUUGCUUUUUCCAAGUUAAAAUUUUUCAAACCAUUUCUGGACAGUCCUUACACUAAUAGUAUGUGCACCAUGUACACUAUUAAUUUUUAUUGCUGCAAAUCUGGCAGUUUCACCACUCGAAAAGAAAAAAUAUAACACAGCAUGUUUAUAUGCGUUAUCGAUAUUCAUUUUUUAUCGGUACUAAUAUAAAUCUGAUCUUUACGAAAUUUGGUGACAAACUGACGAAUACAUCAGUCAAGCGAUGACAAGUUUCGACAGAUUCGGAAUCUUAUCGAUCUGGUAAUGAGAGUUAUUGCGAAUCUCAUACAUGCUACUAAUGCGCACGAACUUUUGGACUGACCUAAUACAUAAGGCCAACUAUUCCGAGAUAAAAAUUUUUAAGUAAUGAAAUUUUAAAUUAUAAGUUUCUCACGUGUUUUCUUUUUUCUAUUCAAGAAAAAUAAAUAUAUUGCUUUCUAUGAUGUCAAGAGAUUGCUUGAACGUGAUUGGCUAAGAGAAAUCUUAUGUUAUUUGGCUAUUCUAGACAUACGUUUUCAGCGCCAUCUAAUCGAGUAAAAUCUUUAAUGAACUAAAUGUCUUCGAACGAGAGGUUAGUUUAACAAAUGUAUGUUGAUGUCGAAGAAAGCCGGUUUAUCUCAUUGAAUAAAGACGUAUUUUUAAUAAGUUAAAUAUAUUUUCACAUGUUACUUCGGAUACGCAAGUUAUACGAACAAAUUCGGAAUAGUCUUUUCAAAUGGAGGACGUAAUCGAUACGAAAGAAAAUUUGGCGCAAUCUAUACGACUUUUAAAUCAAGAGACUGCACAGAGAAAAUCAUUUUUAAGGUUAAGUACAAAGAGUACCACGCCAAAGAGGAUAUCCUUGCAACAAAAUACUCAACCUCGCAAGGAUGAAGAUACAAAUCAACUUAAUGACACACACAGCCCGAGAAUAUCUUCUAGGAAUUAUCUUAAUACAAAGGUAAUGAAGGGUCACAAUUAUUCAGACGUAGAUACAUCUUUGACCGUUGCACCUCAUGAAAUACGUGAUAUAAUGGCAUGUUCAGAAAAAAAUGACAUGACCCUACGGGAGAUCAUGGAAGAUAGUAGUGUAACAGGAAUAAUUUUGAAAGCAAACGAACCAUGGCGUGAGGCUAAUACAAAAUUGUACUAUGAUUUUUUACAAUGCGUCCAAGCACAUCUUUCUGAAUUACAAGUAUUCGAUACCAUUGCAGAUUUUAUACAAAGUUGUACAGACACUUUGGAAAUAAUUAGAGGCAUGCAAGCUAAGGUUGAAAAUACAGUGAUAUCUUCCGAAGAAAUAUCAUUAGAAAAUGAAAGAAAUACUUGGAGACUUAUAUAUUGUCUUUAUCAAAAUAGGAUAAAUACAUCAGAAUUUGAUGCUCAAAUGGAAGAUAAUUCAGAAGUUACUUAUAUCUCGGAAAAAAAUGUAAUAAAUCAUUUAUAUAAAACUGAGAGUCAGACAAGAGAAUAUCAAUUAAUUAUAGAUUGGUUAGAAAAAAAUGCAUUGGAUCAAGCUAAUAGAUCACCAAAUAUAGAAUGUUUUACCGAUAAAACUGUUGCUUGGGAAAAUACAUUAUAUCAAUUGCAAAAUAAAAAUUUGGGAAUGGCUUUUGGAUCUUCUAGACCGUUAGUAUCUUCUAUGGAUCCUGAUGCUCCUAUAAGAGAAGGCAAACCAUUGCAUGAUUUAGAUAGAGAAGAUGAUACUAGACUUGAAAAGCGAAUGUUUAUAGAAGUACGUUGUGGCCGUCUUCAAAAAGCACAAGCUUUAUCUAUUCAUUGUGGUCAACCAUGGAGAGCUGCAUGUUUAUUAGGAUGGAUACCGCAUCAUGAUCCAAAUUAUAACAAUCCUUUGACAGAUACUAAGGUACCUAUUGUAGGUAAUCCUAAUAGAGAUCUUUGGAAGCUAUGUGCUUGGGAACUUUCGCAAGACAAGCGUAUUGGACAGUUUUAUCGUGCCAUUUAUGCUAGUCUUUGUGGCAAUGUUCAACAGUUGCUACAAAUUGCUUUAUCUUGGCAGGAUGCAUUAUGGGGUUACAUGAAGGGUCUUUUGGAUGUUAAAGUUGAAGCAGAAGUGAGAGAUACAAUGCCAAAAAAUUACACAGCCAUGCCUGAAGAAUACUGGAAGAAUAACAUUUCGUUAGAAGAAAUAUUUAAAGAGCUUCAUGCUUCAAAAAAUGAAUUGAUACGUGCUCAAGCUAAUAAACCAGAUCAUCUUAUACAAAAGUAUUUAAUAUUAGAUCAGAUUCCAAAGUUAAUGGAAGAAGUUGAAAGUAUGAUAGAUCUAGGGACCUGUGAUCCACAGUUUUUAAGAUUUUUAGCACAUUUAAUUCUCUUUUUACGACAAAUUGGAAAAAAUACAAAGGAUAAAAUAGGAGAUAAAGUAUUACAGGCGUAUGUAAGAGUACUUAUUAGAAUGGGUGAUCCAAUCUUGAUUGCAUUUUAUACAGCUACUUUACCACAAGAAGAUCAAAUAUCAAAUUAUGCCUCAUAUUUAGAAAAUGUUACGGAUUACGAGCAACGUAAGAGAUGUUUAGCUGCUGCAGAAGAUGCUAAUUUGAAUGUUGAAGCUAUUACAAAGACAGUUGUGGAAAGUAUACGUCAAAAGAAAACAGAGAUCAAAUCAGAUGAUUUAAAAGGUACUAUCACAGAUGCGGACAUGGAGAAGGUUAAUGCUUUGGAUUGGGUUAUUUUCUAUCAGAGCCAACGAGAGGAAGCAUUGUGGCAAACUAAUGCACUGAUAAGAUAUUUUCUUACCAAUGAAAAACUUGAUGCUGCACGGAAAGCUUUCAAUAAAAUUCCACCAGAUUCUAUUGAAUCAGUUAUGGCUGAAUAUCCAACUAUGGAAAGUACGCUUGCGAACCUUACAAUAACUGAUAAUUUAUCAAAAAGGGCAGCGAAUGCUAUUAGAGAAUAUUUAUGUUAUAAAACAUAUCUUGAUGCACAGGAAGGUUUUUCAGAAUGGUUUUCUCAUUUCCAUCAUGGUAAACCAACUCCAUUAGAAGAUCUACCAGCUUAUGCGACAUUUACAGAAAAAGUUGCUUAUGAUCAUAAGAAGGCUCAAUAUAAUACAGAAUUAGAUAGAUGGAAAUGUACUAUGCAACAUCAUACCAAAGCGGUUAAGCAGCUUUUAUUUAACGUUCUUUUAUUUCCCGAUGGUGGUUGGCUCGUUGAUUCCAAUAAUAAUUCAGAUGAAGUCGAUGUUAAUUCAGAUGAGCCAUCUAUACCGGAAGAAGUAUUAAGGGAACAUCAAUUGAAAAAGUUGCGCGAAUUAUGCAUUCCCAAAAUUGCACUCUUGUUACACACUGUCAUGUCUGAAAUGAACGAACAUGCUGGUUGUAUACAAUUAGCUGAUAUUCUUGCGUGUGAACAAUAUCAAUUGUUUGAAGUAUUCCCUAAGGGACGACUUCGUGAAAUAUUUAAAAAAAUUUGUGAAUCUUCCCUCAUUCUGAUGGAUCAGAAAAAAGAUCCAUGGGGAUAUCCAAAGUAAUGUCUUUGUAAAAUACUAUUGUAAUUUUGUUUAAGAAGAAUUCUCUUUUGUUUUUCUUUUUUUUUUUUUUUAUAUAAAAUCAGUUUAUUGUCAACCACAAGAAGUGAAUAUAAAAUUUGAUACAAUGUUCAAUAAUUUAUAUAAUCAAUACAUUAUAUAUAUAUAUAUAUACCAAAUAAGUACUUAGAUGUUUGUUCAUGUAGUUGCGAAUAAAUAUAGCGCUGUCAGAGAUGCAA
Molecule: messenger RNA, 4649 nt
Organism: Vespa crabro (European hornet)
Lineage: Eukaryota; Metazoa; Arthropoda; Insecta; Hymenoptera; Vespidae
Gene: Nup107
Product: nuclear pore complex protein Nup107
Exons: 6
Coding region: 1660-4413 (917 amino acids)
Biological process (GO): regulation of DNA-templated transcription; post-transcriptional tethering of RNA polymerase II gene DNA at nuclear periphery; mRNA export from nucleus
Cellular component (GO): nuclear pore outer ring; nuclear pore
Molecular function (GO): structural constituent of nuclear pore
Source: RefSeq, a predicted model, not a curated record